Messenger RNA from Sitophilus oryzae (rice weevil), 1005 nucleotides. RefSeq lists its product as uncharacterized. The transcript is spliced from 2 exons. Bases 556 to 1005 code for a protein of 149 amino acids. The record is from RefSeq and is a predicted model, not a curated record. Lineage: Eukaryota; Metazoa; Arthropoda; Insecta; Coleoptera; Curculionidae.
GCGACACUCUUGAAAGUAAAGAGAAACAGAAAGUUAUAAAGAGGCGAAGAAGACAUGCCAAGAUAUUUAUAUAAAAAUACCUGUUCUUUUAACGUAUCAGAAACAUAGGCGAAAAUAAAUAUUUGCAGAAUCAAUAGGCAGCCGAGAAAAAAAGCUGUGACCAUCUUGAUAACAUCUUUUGUCUAAAAUUAAAUAAAAAUCUGAUAAAAUAAUAAUAAUAUUUCUAAUAUAUUUUAUUUUCAUUUUUCUAAGUUUUAGCACCGAACAUUAAUAUAGCAAGAAGGGUCACUCUAAGUCCCGCCCUAUUUUACGUUAUUUCCACGCGGCUGUGUUUGGUCGCUGUCGCAACCGUUUCUCGGAGUCAGGCGGAGUCCGUCGAUAUGCACGUGUGUGAAGGCUUAACGCUCGCAGUAUACCAGGCCGGGGCGAAUAAUACGUUGUGAGUCAGUUAAUUAAUUGCAGGUUGUCUUCACUACCGGAAGGUCUUAUUUGAAAUCGGUGUGUUUUUUUGUACAUAGUAUAUUUAUUAAACUAUUAUAAAGGUUGGUUAUAAAAAUGCCGAGAUCUUGUUGCGUAGAGGGCUGCAAUAGCAGGCAAGGACCUGGUGGGAGAAUAUGUUUUCGUUGUCCGAGAGAUGAAAUAAGAUGCCAACGUUGGAAAGACGUUUUGAAGUUUGUAGGAGCGCACAAAUAUGCUAAUCUUACUGUGGGACAGUGUUAUGUCAGAUUGGCAGUAUGUGAUUUGCAUUUUACAACUCAUGAUUUCCUGGAAAAUAGCUUCAGACCUGGUCUGAAAUAUAAUGCAAUUCCGUCCUUAAACUUGGGCUAUGAAAGAAAUAUGGAUGCCUCCAUUCAAACCGAUUGCAUUAACUUAGAAGAUGCAGGUUUACAGACGGAUUUUAACCUUAAUCGUGAAAAGAGCAACGACGCAUCUUCGCAAACUGAUACGUCUAAAUUAUAUAGCAGAUCUACACAAACAACAGCCAUACUGUCAGCAAACACCUGA